AUGAAUGAACCGAACGCAAACGCAAGGGCCGGUGCCUCCCAUGGCUCUCAGCUGACAUCAGCCUCACGAGCUAGAGCCCGAAGCAAUCCAGCUGAGGAUUCGAAGUGUUUGAAAGCCUUCAACACUGAAAUCAACUACGCUCCUCAGAAAAACAGAAACGAUGCCUGUGCAGAAGGCACUGGCCAGUGGUUCUUCCGCCACCCGGUGUAUGAAGCCUUUCAACGGUCCAAACAACCGCACCUGCUGCUCGUCACCGCAGAGGCAGGAGGCGGGAAAUCGACCAUCAUGCGAACGCUCAUUGAUACCCUUCAAACGACCGAUGAGCAACCAAUUAUGUCAUAUUUCUUCUUCAAGGAUGACGAUGACAGUCUACGGGGUUACGAUGAUGCCCUCAGCACGGUGGUUUAUGAAUUGCUGUCGCAGGAUCACACACUCGUGCAAUAUGCUCGGGGGCCACAUAAAGAGCACGGCGACGCGGUUAAGCACCAAACCAAGAUCAUGUGGCAAAUCAUUGCAAGAAUAGCCGCUGAAGCGAAACGCGACGUUUACUGCAUUUUUGACGCAGUCGAUGAGUGCGCUGGAGAAGGCCGAGAGCGAUUGUUGACCGACCUAGCAAUUGUAUUUGGCAAUUCCCUUCAAACCCCUCCUCGAUUGAAGGUGGUCAUAUCUUCUCGUCCGUGGGAUGAAGGAAACCAUCUGCUCACUGAAAUAUUGGGUUCUCCAAGGACCAGUCAUCUAGUGGGCGAGAAUGCCACGGUUCAGUCUGACAUUCGCAGUGUCAUUCGACUUAAAGUCAAAGAAAUAGCCAAGGAAAAGCAACUCGACAAAAACACUGAAGCUUUGCUUUUGGAAAGGCUUAUCAGCAAAAAUGUGCGGACAAGGUCAUUCUUGGCUAUUCGAAUGGCGUUUGAGAUGUUGCGCUCAGAUGUGAGGACAAACCGAGAGGCGACAGAGGAGCUCAUUGAUGAAAUUCUUGCCGGGGUCCCCCAACAACUUGGGGACCAGUUCAACAAGAUGUUGAAUCACAGCCCAGACAAGGAACACGCUUGGAGACUUCUCUGCGUUAUCCUCGCAGUGCGAAGAACAAUCAAGAUUCCAGAGUUCAAGGUCAUUUAUGCUCUCACACAGAGAUCAUGUAGCAAACUUGGUUUGGCGAACUCAUAUGACGAGCUCGAUCUAACAUUCGAUGAUGAGGAAUUCAAGGUCAUGGUACGGGCUCGAUGUGGCCUGUUCAUUACUUUUGGCAAGAACUCGGUCUACUUGUUUCACCAGACAGCUCGGGAGUUCUUGAUGACUACAGAAGACAUGGCCGUGCCUUCACCCUUUGAUGGGUUGGCGCAAAAUCCAGGCAGCCUUGGCGCGAACGAAGUAGCUUCGUGGAAAGGCUGCAUUACCAAGGAAGAUGCCAAUCUGGUCUGCGCCACUGUCUGUCUAGACAUCCUUAAUAUGGACAUAACCCGACAACGAAUACUGGAAAUAUUCGACAGCCUUAAUGCCGGAAAUGGGAUGUUUCAGGACAUACAAGACUUUGUUUCGCCACGCCCGUUCUUUAUGUACGCAGCGCUCAACUGGCAUGAACACAUCAUCCUUGGCGGUGAUGGCGCUUCAAAGUCUCUUCUUGACGAUCAAUAUUCUGCAAUUCUGGAUAUUGGCAAGCCCGAAUUCUGGGCUUGGUUCCUUCCCCUCGAUGAGUACAUCAACACUAGCACUGUGCAUCCAAAAGCAGUAGUCUCUAGUGUCUGGGCACCAGACGAGAAGGCUCGUCGGUACAGCGCCCAAUAUGGAACCUUUCUGAGAGAAAGCUGUCUGCAGAAGCUCUUUCCAAUGGGUAGCAAGGUCCAUGCUCUGUUCAAAGAUGUAAACCCAGUGCCAAAACAGCAAACCGAAGGUCCUUGCUGGGAGGCCGAAGGCGGUUACGAACUUGUCGAUGCGUUCCACAUGGCCUUUGGGGAAUAUGAAAUGAUAAGUGCGAAUCAAGCAGUCCGGGCAUUGGAGCAAGAGGAAACGGAUCGAGGCUCAGUGCUCUCAGCAGACGUUCCGAUUCCGACAAUGAUCUGGACAUGUAUCACAGAUAUUUCGCCAAACGCUUUUCGCACGACGUUGGCUUCCAUGAAGGAUCUGGAUUGGCUGCGCGACGUACCAGAACACAUCUUAUACCGCCGAUAUAGAUGGAGCGGAUGGUGCUCCCGGACUGGGAAGGAAUUGAGAGAGAACCGUCAAAAAGGUUGGUCAAAACCUUGGCCCCCUUCUACCCCGACGAUAUAUGUUGCGGGUCAGAAAACAUCACCGACAAGCACCGACCUGUUUGGUGUGCUGGCGGACUGGAUAGAGUCUUCAGAAAACGCCUCGGCCUUUGCGCAGGAGCUGUGGGAAGCAGGGGGGUUCUUGGUCCCCUGUUUGUGCAGCAGGCUCAUCCACGCCGGAGCAGACGUUGACUGUAAGUUGUGGAAUGGCAGCAAGACCGCCUUGCAGAUUGCAGCUACACUUUGGGAGCACGACUUGAUUCAAACACUUCUCGACUUGGGAGCAGACCCCACCCUAUGGUCUUCUAAUGGAUACAGUGCUUUGCAUUGUCUACUUCAUCCCGACGAAUCUGCCAAGGAGCUCAAUGGGGCACUCAGAGAAACCCAGAAGCGCCCGCCGCGCCGUCAGAAAUCUCAAAUUACUACAUCGGUGAAAUCUUUGGCAAGAUCAGCCUCCACCGAGACAUCAGCAAUUGACGCACUCUGCGGGGCUGGAAAGACGCCGCUGAUGCUUGCUGUAAGGGAAUCCCCAACAGCGACAAGGGUCCUUUUAGAUGAAGGUGCGGACCCGGACAAGCGAGAUGGCACCGGCCGAACUGCUCUCAUGCACUAUUUCCUGUCCGGCUUCAACGGCCGUCCAAACUCAACCUCGAAUUACCUCCUGCAAGCAGGAUCGGACAGUCUUGCGGCCGACUCUCGUGGAAGAACGGUACUCGGCUACUGGGCACGACGCGUUACCAACAAACAACUUGCUGAUCUUUACCCCGGUACCAACUCAUACAACAAGGCUUUUCAUGCAUUGGCCACCUUCGGCUCACUCUCUGAGCGAGAAGCCAUGGUACGGGAGCUAGCCAAGGAAGAAGUGCCGCUGGUGGUAGCGUCAAGACUUGGGAAUGCUCAGUUAUGCUGGGCCCUGUUGGAGGUAGGCGCGAAUCCCGACAAGCACGGAGUCUCUAUGACAAGUCCACUGGGUACAAACAGCGGGAGCGUUUCUUGGGAAUUGGAGGACCUGGCUUGGAAUCCCGUUUUAAUCGCGUUAUGGACCAAAGCAUACGUGACCACCGCAAUCCUUCUGGCAUACGGAGCGGACAUCAAGUUCCAAGUUCCAACCCGUCGGCGGACCAAAUGGAACAAGCACAGAGUUCAAAAGGCAGGUAUCACGCCGCUCCAUCUGGUGAUUGGUGGCAAUGACCGCUAUACUUGGAUGAGUAACAGCCAGUUGGCGCUCACCAGUGGCGGACGGUCUGAAGGGUGUGCGUUUGGUGCAGCAACAAACCCAGAUUACCCAGUCACACACCGAUCAGCCAUGGAAUUUUUGGCCAAGCAUCAAAUGAAUCACUGGGCGAAACAUCGUGCAAGAGAAAAUGCUGAAGCGAGUUCAGAUUCUGAAUAUGAGAUCAAACGAGGUGCGGCGUCAAACGACAGCAAGAAAGCCGAGAUGGUCCCAUUUGACACUCUCUUUGGCGCGGAAUUCCUGCCCAAACCUCACAAUGCUGCACUCGAUCCAAUUCUUGAGGUAAUUAUCAGCAAGAGUCAGACAGCCAACGAGCGUCAGACAGCAUUGGCAGAGUACAUGCUGCAGAAUGGCGCCGCUGUAAAUGCCACAACUCAGGAAGGCAUCACUCCCUUGUUCAUCGCCGUCAGCCAAGGUAAACUGGAUUUCGUGAACCUUCUGCUCCAGCACGGCGCCGAUCCAAACCUUGCAAGCAAAGGAGGUUGCAGGCCCUUGCUGAUAGCAGCACGGAACGGUCAUCAACCUAUUACCGAAGCUCUUCUUACCUCAGGGGCCGAUCCGAACGCACAGCUCGACAAUCUCCCACCAGCAGAGUGUACUUGCGUCUCUUUCGUCAAGUGGAAACGCUUUUCCCAUGAUGCCUGUUAUGCACCGCUUAACUCUCUAGCGAUGGCGGCGGAGCGUGCGCAUAUCGAUGUCGUGGAGACUUUGCUGGCACACGGGGCGGAUGUGAAUUUGCCUAUCGUGCAUCAUGCACACGGCAGAAUGCCAACUAAACGCGAGCGGAAGCGCCGUGAGCUGGAUCAUACGCCAGAUUCUUCGGAUGCCGAGUCGGACCUGGACACGGAAUGUUGGGAAGGGCGCAUUGGCGUCGGAACCGCUCUGACAUGGGCUCGAGGGGAGGUGCGAGAUCUACUUUUGCGACAUGGCGCGGAUCCCGCCGUAGAGAAGGCGCCACGGCGAUGCGAAUGUCCGACCAUUGAGAAGCGAAAGGAGAGAAGCAUUAUCGGCCGAGACUCUGAUGACAACUACCCCACGGACGAAGAGAGCGCCUCUGAUACAGAUUUGCCAUGGCGAAGACGCCGGUCUUUGAUUAGGAACGCCAGCAAUGAUGAUAGUUCUUAG
This is a messenger RNA of Colletotrichum gloeosporioides, 4602 nucleotides long. RefSeq lists its product as uncharacterized. Gene Ontology annotation, molecular function: protein binding. The record is from RefSeq and is a predicted model, not a curated record. Lineage: Eukaryota; Fungi; Ascomycota; Sordariomycetes; Glomerellales; Glomerellaceae. Bases 1 to 4602 code for a protein of 1533 amino acids. The transcript is spliced from 4 exons.